AUGUCUAACAUCUAUCUCGGUGUCAUUGGCGUCGGUGGUGUUGGAACCGCAUUCCUGAACCAACUCGCCCGUCUUCCCAAUGCCCCCAAGCUGAUCCUCCUCGCCCGCUCAACACAGACCCUCCUGGCCCAGACACCGGCCUACUCCCCGCCAUCCCCGCUGUCCCCCUCGCUCACCAAGUCGGGCGCUCUGUCCCCCGAAGAGAUUGCUUCCUAUCUUUCCUCCGCCCCCGGCCGCUCCAUCCUGGUCGACAACACCAGCGACCCGGCACUGGCGAGCUCGUACCCGGUCUUCCUCCGCAAGGGCAUCUCCAUCGUCACCCCGAACAAGAAGGGCUUCUCCUCCGACCUCUCCCUGUGGAAGGAGAUCUUCGCCGCGGCCGCCGAGGGCAAGGCGCUCGUCUACCACGAGAGCACCGUCGGCGCGGGGCUCCCCGUCAUCUCGACGCUGCGCGAUCUUGUCGCAACCGGCGACGAGGUCACCCGCAUUGAGGGCGUGUUCUCCGGCACGCUUUCCUUCCUCUUCAACACCUUUGCCCCCGUCUCGGGUGCCUCCAGCGCCAAGUGGAGCGAGGUCGUCGCCCAGGCCAAGGAGCUGGGAUACACCGAGCCCGACCCGCGCGAUGACCUGAACGGCAUGGACGUGGCCCGCAAGCUGACCAUCCUGGCGCGCAUUGCGGGCCUCGAGGUCCAGGGCCCGGAUGCAUUCCCUAUUGAGUCGCUGAUCCCCGCCGAGUUGGCUUCGCUGCCUUCCACCGCGGACGGCAUCACGCAGUUCAUGACCGAACUACCUAAAUUUGAUGCGCAGAUGGCGGCCAUCAAGGAGGGCGCCGAGAAGCAGGGCAAGGUCGUGCGGUAUGUGGGUAGCGUGGACGUAGCGAAGAAAGAGGUGCGCGUGGGGCUGCAGCAGUUCGACAAGGACAGUGCCAUUGCGGGGCUCAAGGGCAGUGACAAUAUCAUCAGCUUCUACACCAAGCGGUACGGAAGCAACCCGCUGAUUGUGCAGGGCGCCGGUGCGGGCGGCGAUGUCACGGCCAUGGGUGUGACGGCCGAUCUCAUCAAGGUGAUUCAGCGAUUGGGUUAG
Messenger RNA from Aspergillus novofumigatus IBT 16806, 1083 nucleotides. Its product is annotated as homoserine dehydrogenase. The transcript has 3 exons. Gene Ontology annotation, molecular function: aspartate kinase activity; NADP binding; homoserine dehydrogenase activity. Gene Ontology annotation, biological process: aspartate family amino acid biosynthetic process; L-homoserine biosynthetic process. The record is from RefSeq and is a predicted model, not a curated record. NCBI's taxonomy places the organism in Eukaryota, Fungi, Ascomycota, Eurotiomycetes, Eurotiales, Aspergillaceae. The coding region runs from base 1 to 1083 and encodes 360 amino acids.